Messenger RNA from Xenopus laevis (African clawed frog), 4629 nucleotides. It is a transcript of the gene elavl2.L, whose product is annotated as ELAV like neuron-specific RNA binding protein 2 L homeolog. The transcript has 10 exons. Lineage: Eukaryota; Metazoa; Chordata; Amphibia; Anura; Pipidae. Gene Ontology annotation, biological process: intracellular mRNA localization. The coding region runs from base 1026 to 2195 and encodes 389 amino acids. Gene Ontology annotation, molecular function: RNA binding; nucleic acid binding. Gene Ontology annotation, cellular component: ribonucleoprotein complex; cytoplasm; cell cortex. The record is from RefSeq and is a predicted model, not a curated record.
AAUCGAUUUUAAAUGGAGAUUCCGUCAAAAUGUGGCCCCGUUGCUUACAUUAGUGAGCCACUAUAAUCAAUCGUAUGUGUGACUAUAGCAGCAUUGCAGUAGCCUUGAUGUAAUGACAGAACUCGAGCCUAGAAGAUCGCUUGGUAUGAUAGAAUGGCAGAGAAACGUUCUAGCAGCAGGUGUUUUCUAUUGUGGCGGCGGAUGGAUUGUUGCCACGAGCCCUCGUCUCAGUUAAUUAAGAUUAAUCACCUCGUCCGCUACCAUUGCAGUCCGGUAUAAAUAGAUUUCAUUUAGUAUAGUAUAGAAGUGGUAACGGCCGAGUUAUUAUCAAUCAAAUAGUAAUUCACCAGCCAGUAACUUAUUUGCCUUUGAUAAAUAAUGACCAGGGCUCAUGAUUAAGGAGAGUUGUGGGAAUUGUAGUCCUAGUAGCAUGGGCUGGCCCAUUAAAUCAUUCAUGCGGUGUUCUAUCAUUGCUUUUACUGUCCCAGAAGUGCGGUUAUGGGAGCAGUGUUCCCAGCCGCUGAGCCACAGGUUCCUGAUCCCCCACCCGUAACGCAGGUGUUGGGAAUUCCCAAGCGAUCAUCUGUUGCUGGUUGGAAGAGAAAGGGAAUUCAAUGCUGUACGGCGCUCAGUGCCGAGGAGGGAAGCUCCCAUCUGUUUCUCAAGUCGGUAAAAUGCGAAGGCGUUUUCUGGGCACCUACUCCAACCUGGCAAACUUCAGCCCACGUCCGCACUCUGCAGGGUUAAUCCCCUAUUCGCGCCACCUUCUCGCUGACGUCACAAGAGGAAGCUUUAUCUUGCCCUCGCGGAGAGCGGGAGCUCGCUGGCGGCCUCUGCUGUUGCGCGGGAGCACACAGAGAGCAGGCGGUCCGGCAACUUGCGUUCGGUUUACGCUUCCUUUUGAGCGGAAUUCUCGCCUCCCGAAUGACGAAACGACAGGCUCACCUUGGACGCGUGAGUAAAGCACAAGUAAAGCAUCUGCUAUAGUGUGCGGCUCCAUUUACAGACGGCAACUCCAAACUAACAUGGCAGUCAGACUGUGUGAUGUGGCUUCUCUGCUUAGAAGUGGCUCGUGGGCAGCAGAGCCUUGGACUGGGCAGGUAAUUGCUGCAAUGGAAACACAGCUAUCCAAUGGACCCACUUGUAACAAUACAGCAAAUUGUCCAAAUACCAUAAACUGUUCAUCACCAGUUGAAUCUAACAACACAGAAGACAGCAAGACCAAUCUUAUAGUGAACUACCUUCCGCAGAACAUGACACAAGAAGAGUUGAAAAGUUUGUUUGGAAGCAUUGGUGAGAUAGAGUCCUGUAAGCUAGUGAGGGACAAAAUUACAGAAGGACAAAGCUUGGGCUAUGGCUUUGUGAACUACAUUGACCCUAAGGAUGCUGAGAAGGCUAUUAAUACACUGAAUGGGCUGAGACUCCAGACCAAAACAAUUAAAGUAUCCUAUGCCAGACCAAGUUCGGCAUCAAUAAGGGAUGCAAACUUGUAUGUCAGUGGGCUUCCAAAAACCAUGACCCAAAAGGAGCUGGAACAGCUUUUCUCUCAAUAUGGCCGCAUUAUUACUUCUCGAAUUCUAGUCGACCAAGUUACUGGUGUGUCAAGAGGGGUUGGCUUUAUACGCUUUGACAAGAGGAUUGAGGCAGAGGAAGCAAUCAAAGGACUGAAUGGACAAAAGCCGCCUGGAGCAACAGAGCCUAUAACGGUGAAGUUUGCCAACAAUCCAAGCCAAAAAGUAAACCACACUAUUUUAUCUCAAUUGUACCAAUCCCCAAACCGGAGGUACCCUGGACCACUAGCUCAGCAGGCUCAACGUUUUAGGUUGGACAAUCUGCUCAAUAUGGCUUAUGGAGGAAUAAAGAGUAGAUUCUCUCCGAUGGCGAUCGACGGUAUGACUAGUUUGGCUGGGAUUAACUUUCCUGGACAUGCUGGUACAGGAUGGUGCAUAUUUGUUUACAACUUGGCUCCUGAUGCAGAUGAAAGUAUCCUGUGGCAAAUGUUUGGCCCCUUUGGAGCAGUCACCAAUGUAAAGGUCAUUCGAGAUUUCAAUACCAACAAGUGCAAGGGCUUUGGUUUUGUGACUAUGACAAACUAUGAUGAAGCUGCAAUGGCUAUUGCCAGCCUCAAUGGGUACCGCCUGGGAGACAGAGUCUUGCAGGUGUCGUUCAAAACGAGCAAAACACACAAAGCUUAACAAGUUAACUUCUCCCAUUAUAUACACACAUGCAACAAAGGCAAGUUGAUAAACUUUAUACUUUUUGAAAUUGUCUUUGCAAGUAAGUGUUACACCAAAGUGUGUGGGUUUGAGGGAGCCACGGCAAAAUGAGAUCAUCAUUUAGCAUCUUUAGAAUAUGUGAGAUUGUUAUUGUUGGAUUUUGGAUUUUUAUUUUAUGUUUGUGUAUGGACCUUGGGUAACAGGGUUUUUACCGGUCAUAUUACAUUAUGCCUUCUAUUGAGGGGGAUUUUUUUUAGAUAUUUCAGCAGUGGGAAGACAUUUAUGUUCCGUUUUUUUACAUUCUUACCUUCAAACCUGAGUUAAAGCUUUGGAAGGAUUUUUGUUAAAAUGGUUAAGUAUAUGAAAGUUAUUUCAUUUUUAUUAUAAUUUAUAAAUGUGUAAAACCAUAUUUAUUUUGCGGUUAUUUAGGGAAUUGGAGGACUCCACUAUAAAAAAAAAAAAAGCCUAUUGUAAGAAUACUGGAGACUUUUCAUAAAGCAGUACCUUGCCAAAGAGAUAAGAGCCUCUUUGAUGUAGGUUUAAAGCAUCUAUUUUUAUAAAAAAUAAAAAAAUGUUCAAGAAACUUUUUACUGGUCCUGGAACAAAAUAUUUUGACUUGAAUACUUUGCAAAAUCUACUUCAUAUGACAGCCUUGUGAGCUUUUAAAACUUACCAGGAUAUUUGUGUGUAAUCAAUAUUUUCUGAAGGGGGGGCUGCAGUCUAGCAGUGGGAGGGAAAGAGCGAUUUCUGAUACGGGAGUAAUUUUCCUUUUUGCUUAACAUACUGUAUUUAUAUUAAGGGUCACUAUCAAUAGGGCCCAACUAUUUCUAAUAUUUAUCUUCCUGGUUAUUAUGUGAUAAGUGCUCACAUCAAUUGUGAAUUUUUCAACCAAUUAAAUGGACAGGAAAAUCAAUCAUUUAAACAUAAACCGCAAAUGGCAAGCAAAGUAAAUUGCCAAUUGUACUUUUGGGGGACACAAGAAAUCUGUUCUUCCGAAAGCAUUCCCUUCAGAAGGAGCUCAUGGUGUUUAGUGAUGUACUUUCAGUAUUGUUUGGCAAUUUUAUUUUGAAUGCAAUUAUUUUACUUUUUUUGUUGAAGGAACAAAAAGUUGCGCACAUGGUUGUACUGCCAAGCUGUAAACUGAUAUAAUUUCUGUUUAAAAGAUUGUUUAAUUCUAGCACCUGAGCUUUGUGUAUUGUAAAUAAGAUCAGGAUCAUUUUUUUUAAUGGCAUAGCUAAACAUAAUUGUGCAGUUUAACGGUAGAUAUGUUUUACUGCUGCCAGAUGCUGCAUAUAUUUAGUUCUGCCUAUCAAAUGGUCUCCUUUUUUAUGUUUAACCAAACUGACUUUGCUUUUUCUUAUGCUAAGUGAUGUUGAAACUUUAAUAGUUUUGUGUAUUGGUUUUCAUUUUUCCCCCUUUAUAUAUGGAAUUAUAUUCUCAUUCAUGUUGUUGUAAUUUAGGACCCCAAUUAUGUAGCAUCAGAUUUGUUGCUAGGUUUUUUUUUUCCCCCCCCACUUUUUACUUUUCGUUCUUUGUGUAGUUGUUAACUUUGAUGCAUCAGAUUUUCACCAAUCUUAUGUUAGUGGUAUAAAAUGAGAAUCCAUAAAUUUGUUUUUAUUUGAACUACAUGAAUGCUAUUAAAAUUUAAGUUUGUAUGGUGCAUAAAUCACUGUUGGGGAAAAAUUAAUAAAAAAAAAUAAAUUAAUAAAUCUUUCUUUGCAUCUGGUUUAUAAAAGUGAAAUGUUAUACACUUUCCUCAAAGACAAAAGUAAUUCUUUAUAUACCGUUUUUUUUUUUUUUUUUGUACAAAUGAAAAAUUUUGUACAAAUGAAAAAUCUUCCCCCAGGAUAAGCAAUGUGCUAUACAUUACAUAUUUGUAAAUUGUUCGAAAAUUAUUUUUUUUUUAACAUGUAGUUCACCAUAUAUAUACCUUCUUUGGUAGUCCAUAUACUGUGACGUGCGUUUCAAAGUGUCAAGGUAAAUUUUCAUGCUCUUUCCACUAUGGUUUUGAAAAUAACUCUAGUUUUGAGGGAAUGUUAGAAAUAUUUUCAGAAUCUUUGUAAAGCAGUGGAAAGCAAAUGAUUAAACUUGAGUUAAAUUUGUUAAAACUUUCAUUUUCUCCAAUGGACUAAUUUAAUUUACUUUUAUUAUGUAUCUAAUCCAAAGUCAUACUGCUUGUAGCAGUAUGGUGCAAAGAGCAUGGAAAUUGGGCCUCUCUUUGCAGUGUCAGAGCACUUAUCAAAAUGUGAGGCUGGUAUUUAUUUGAAUUGUACUAUAUGACUUGAUUAACGCAUCUGUUGAAAUAGAAUAUAUAUUCUGUUGAGUAUUAAACAGGCUGUAAAUUUUAUUUUGUGUUUGGAUCCUUUGUACUUUUCCAUGUUCAGUACAUCAAUAAACAAAAGUUGAAGGGAAA